This is a messenger RNA of Spathaspora passalidarum NRRL Y-27907, 903 nucleotides long. RefSeq lists its product as uncharacterized. The transcript has a single exon. Gene Ontology annotation, biological process: mitochondrial respiratory chain complex IV assembly. NCBI's taxonomy places the organism in Eukaryota, Fungi, Ascomycota, Pichiomycetes, Serinales, Debaryomycetaceae. Bases 81 to 419 code for a protein of 112 amino acids. Gene Ontology annotation, cellular component: mitochondrial intermembrane space. The record is from RefSeq and is a predicted model, not a curated record.
AAGUGGUAUUUAAUUCAGUACUGCAGCUACUCUUGUUGAUAUAAUACUACAAACAUUCUAAAACUUAAAUAAAAAUCAUAAUGACUGUGCAUGAAGUGGAAGAGUCAGUGGAACACAUAGAUGAACAGUUAGUACUUCAAAAAGCAGAACUUGUCAGUAAUCAAGAAGAAAUAGACGACAAAGGAGACGAAGAACACGAGCAAGAAGGGGAAGAUGACGAUGAUGAGCCUGAUGAAUGGGAUCAACGAAUUAUAAAGACUGGAUGUGACCAAGAAAACUUAAAGUUGCAAUUAUGCCAUGCUGAUACUGGAGACUGGAGACAAUGCAUUAAGGAAAUGGAAGAUUUCAGAAAAUGUUGGGAUAAGAAUAAUAACAACCAACGAACUUCAACUGUUGAUAAUGACAAUGUGGAUUUUUAGACAGUUGCCGUGUGUAUUUUGACAUUACUUGUAAAUAUUAAAAAUUAAUGAACAAUUGUGCAUCGACAAGAUCAAAUCUUAACAGAACAAGAAACUCUAUCUUUAGGGACAAGCAAAAGUAAAGUUGAACAAAAACAUUUUCACCCUUCAUGAAUCCCUUGCUAUAAUUAAGGGGGGCAACGGAGCACUGUCACGGUUGUCUUUUCAGGUGAUAUCAAAUUCAAAUAGGGAAUACUAAAGUUUCUAAAAAUAUUGCUCUUACUCGGUAAAAUGUGACAACUCAUUAGAGCUCUUACAGACAAUUUCAAGCCACUAGAUAUUGCAGUCUAUUCAUUUCUUCGCGACGCCACAGAAUAAACUAAUCUUAGAAUUAUGUAAUCGCCUUCCACAGGUACGGACAUACGUACAGAGCACAAAAGAGUCAACCAGUGAUAAAUCUUGAUUGUAUAAAACAUCCUGAUCGUGCAAUACUUCUCCGAAGAAC